Messenger RNA from Paraglomus brasilianum, 1614 nucleotides. NCBI's taxonomy places the organism in Eukaryota, Fungi, Glomeromycota, Glomeromycetes, Paraglomerales, Paraglomeraceae. The record is from the annotation of a GenBank genome assembly.
AUGGAGGAUGAAACCGAAGCCUUCACUUCUGCUAACAGGAGCAACGAUUUGAAAAGGAAGAGAGGGAACAACGCAUCAUUAUUUGAUGAAUCUAAUGAAGACGUCCUUUUGGAAAACAUUGAUGAAAGAACACUAGAAAAAGAAAGGAAACUACCGCUCACAAGUAAUGAUAGAUCUUCACAGGAUCCACCAUAUAUACGUGCAAAUGCAAUCAAAUCUUUCGGCGAAUAUCAGGAUUGUAUUCCCAAAACCCGUAGGGUCAUCACCCCUGCUUACUGGGGAGUGUUAGAUUUGACCAGAGAAAGCUUGCACGAUUGUAAACAGUUCACUAAAGAGAACAUAUUGCAAUUGUCACAGGAUUUUGCUGACAAGAUCACGAUGCCUGCAGAACAAAAUAUCAUAGAUUAUUUUGAUAGUGGGUGUACGAAAAAGGUACAUGGUAUUGAAAAAUUGGACUUAAACAUCCAGUUUAUGAAAAGCGGUAUGCAUAUCUUUCAAAGCAUGAUGACAGAAGAAGAGUUAAAAAUGUGCUCGAUGUUUCCAUUAUUUCGCGGAGUGUUUACUACUGAUCACAUUAAAAAUGUUUGGAAGUGGUAUCUCGAUAAAUUAAAGCUUAUGAUAGUUAUGCGUGACGGCAUCAACCGUUUGCUAAGAGAAUGCAAACAUGUACCAGAUGAUAAACGUACGAGUGUAACCAUAUAUGGCUGGCUCCAAGUUGAUUUGGGAAUGGUCGAUCGAUGCAGGUUACCAUCGGACGAUAGUGACUGCGGAAUUCUUGAGGAUGCAUACUGUAUUCUCAAAUUACUUGAAGCUAGAUCACUUGAGACCGAAAAUUUUUAUUUUUACAAAACACAGAGGAAACGACGGCAAAUUGCAUCCGAAAGAGAUUCCGCAGUUUGGCGAAGCCAACAUUGUGGAUACUUCCUGAGGGCGACGAGAGAGCUUAAAUAUCCCAAAAAACAUAUACAAGCUGACAGUGACUUGGACGAUCUUGGAAAUAGUCUUUGUGAACAUCAAAAAUUCUUCAGCAAUAAAGUUGUACUUAUUGAACAUCAAAAAUUCUUCAAAGACGUUGAGCCGAGUGACAUCGAGUUCUUCUCCUAUGACAACCGCAACGAGCCUCUUAGCGGAGACAUGCUUCUUAAGGACCUGACCACUGCACCUCUUGUCAUACGCUAUCCAGUGUCAGACUCUGAUGCCGGGUGUCUCAUACCACUUCAUAUACAACUUAUAUACAACGGACAUGAUAAUAAAGCAAGUAAUGAGGAAAUCGAGAACGAGUAUCAGCUUAAUAAGGUGGUAUCAAAAAUUAAGAUAAUGAGCAUGAAAUCCAUCUCUUUAUUCGGAUUGAAGGUUGGUAGAAAAGCAUACAGUGACUGGGAGUUGACAAAAGUUCUUCAGCAGUUCCUGAAACGUCGGGGUGAGGCUUUGGCUGAUAUUGGCCAAUUUAAUAUUGCCAAUCUUCCAAAUCAAGACCCUUCUAUUGGCUCCAAUGCACUCCAGACAUUCAUCAAGGACUUGGAGCAAAAAAGGGACAACUUCCGUGUCAAUGAGAUGACUUGCAGAGAAUUUAUUUCUAUGUUCAUAAACAGUGCAGUAACUCAUGUGCAAUAA